Molecule: messenger RNA, 1101 nt
Organism: Aspergillus calidoustus
Lineage: Eukaryota; Fungi; Ascomycota; Eurotiomycetes; Eurotiales; Aspergillaceae
Source: the annotation of a GenBank genome assembly
AUGGACUUUGUCACGUCAUCAGAAUCGCUAGUUGUACCUCCCCAAACGGAUUAUCUCAACCUGGCCCUAGAGAUAUACAGUCGGUGUUCCCUAAGGCAGGCGCAAGGAAGCCUUAUCAACUGCGCCCCGCCUGUGGUACUGGCGGAACCUAUUCCACCGACUAUAGGCUUCAAACUUGCUUCCGAACGUGCUUCGCCCCUUCAAGAGGGGAAGUGUCUUCAUGUCGCAUGUUCUAGAAGUCAAGAUCAGCGUUGGAUGAGUGUCGCUUGGUCUGAUAAUGUCGGAGUUCUUCAACGUACCAUGUCUUAUUGUCUUAGGUUCCGGGAAUCUACUGUUUCCCGUGAUAUUUCUACUGUUCGCAGCGAGAUAUGGACUGCAACGAAAGAAAUCCUGGAUAGGGACCAAAUGCGGUGGAGGAUUAUUAUGGUGAGCACCGAGAAUGUGGAUCAGGACGAACAUGACACCUGGUUGAACCUUGCCGAACAAUACAACAAAACCAGACCUGUGCCUGUGGAGUUGACAAUGUUGACUGUCAAUACGACCUCUGAUCUUUUCCUAUCACCCCCACUCCCACCUAUUUCGAUGAGUGUUCUCAAUCCACAGGCUUCUUCCACCCCUGCUGCCACGCCACUUGCCAGUGGCGCUAUCCUCUCGCCAGAUCAGUUGGGGAACGCGCCGACACCCCCCGGUGGUGCCAACAUACCAGCAAACGCUCCUACCCCAACAGACGCGCUUUUUGAGUCAGAUGCUGAAGCUUUCCUUGCCGAUAUCUGUGACGAGACCUGGGGCGUCGUCUUAUCCCAUCGCCUAAACGGCACCCUGCAUUUAACGGAGUAUCGCCCUGCCCUUGCCAGUGGUUACCUAGUGCGUCGAAAGGGUGCUACUGACUCUGAUGGAGCCUUUACGAUGAACGUUAAUAUCUUGCAUACACAACGACCUCCAUCGUCAUACGAAACCCUUCUUCGGGAAAUUCUAGGGAUGUACCGCAACCUGGCAACUCUUGCACGUGUGCGAGGUACGCGGAUUGUCCAACAUGGUACCUUGCCCUGGCACAUUGCCACCGCCUUACGAGCUCAGGAGGUAUUGAGCUAUGUUUUGUGA